This is a messenger RNA of Hypanus sabinus (Atlantic stingray), 4024 nucleotides long. RefSeq names its product AU RNA binding protein/enoyl-CoA hydratase (gene auh). Gene Ontology annotation, molecular function: enoyl-CoA hydratase activity. Bases 31 to 1026 code for a protein of 331 amino acids. Gene Ontology annotation, cellular component: mitochondrion. Gene Ontology annotation, biological process: fatty acid beta-oxidation. The transcript is spliced from 10 exons. NCBI's taxonomy places the organism in Eukaryota, Metazoa, Chordata, Chondrichthyes, Myliobatiformes, Dasyatidae. The record is from RefSeq and is a predicted model, not a curated record.
AGGUCGAUGCAUUGGGGUUAAAGUUGACGAAUGGUUACUAUGGCGGCGUCGACAGCUGUUUGCAGGCCGCUUGUUCUGCGGAGGGGUAUCGGAACUUUAUUCAUUGGUAGCCUAGGCAGGUACAGUUUAGGAGUUGGGAGUAGGUUUGUUGCACACGAGAGCCGAAGCUGGAAGACGGGGUCUGUGGGAUCGCCUGGAACGAGGUGUUACAGUGAAAAUGCAGCGGGACCGGAGCUGCGGGUGCAUCACCUGGAGGAGGAAUCGAGAGGAAUUGUUGUACUUGGAAUAAAUAGACCACAGUCCAAAAAUGCAUUCAGCAGAAAACUUGUGGACAUGAUGGCAGCAGCAAUAGAAGAAGUGAAAUGCGAUAAUAAUGUUCGAGCUGUUAUAUUGCGCAGUGAGGUACCAGGCAUAUUUUGUGCAGGUGCCGAUUUGAAGGAGAGAGCAAAAAUGCAGCCCAGUGAAGUUGGUCCAUUUGUUUCCAAAACAAGAGGUUUAAUUAAUGAAUUUGGUAAUCUUCCAAUGCCCACAAUUGCUGUACUUGAUGGAGCUGCCUUAGGAGGAGGUCUAGAAAUAGCUCUAGCCUGUGACAUUCGUGUGGCUGCUUCCUCUGCAAAAUUGGGACUUGUUGAAACCAAAUUGGCAAUUAUUCCCGGUGCAGGUGGCACACAGCGCCUCCCUCGUAUUGUAGGAGUAUCCAUGGCAAAGGAACUCAUCUUUUCUGGGCGUGUUGUUGACGGCACUGAAGCAAAAGCAAUUGGUCUGGUUAGUCAUGUUGUGGAGCAAAAUGAAGAAGGAGAUGCAGCCUAUCAUAGAGCAUUAUCACUAGCAAAAGAAUUUUUACCUCAGGGGCCUAUUGCAGUGAGAUUAGCAAAACUAGCCAUCAAUCGAGGGAUAGAGGUUGAUUUGAAAACAGGCUUAGAAAUAGAAGAAACUUGUUAUGCUCAGGUAAUUCCAACGAAGGACAGAAUUGAAGGACUUAAUGCUUUCAAAGAAAAACGACUACCCGUCUACACUGGAGAAUAAAAAGACACAUCGUAAGCAGCAUGUGGGAUGAAAAAAAUCAUGGUGCUUUCUAUCUGGGGUGUUCACAUUUUGCUUGAAGUAAUACUAUUCAAGAGCCAUAAGUGUAUUAUCUAGGAAAAUAACAUUAAGAAUUGCUGUUAUAUAAAAAUCUUUGGAUUCAUAUUUAAACAAUUUUAUGAUACAUAAAUAUUGUAGCUGAGAUCUAUUUCUCCUUAUGAUUCAGAAUAAGUUUGAAGCAGUUACUAAUGCCAGAAAUAUAAGAAUAAGUUUUGACCCAUUUAACACCUCAAACCUGUACCACCACUGUGUAGGAUCAAGAUUGAUUUGUAUCCUAUUCCCAUAUAAAUUGUUUUGAUUAUAUUUACACCAUGUUUUGAACAAAGAGGCAUAAAAGAUUAAUUUAAACCGAUCUGUCACUGUUGUUCCUUGGAUAUAGCUUUGUUAAAAUGUUAAUCAUGUUAUGUAAGUUAGCAUUGACCCCGAAAAUAUAAACAUCCCCUUAGAACUUUAAUGUUGUGGAUGAAGAUCAAACUGAAGUGUCCAAAAAAUACUUUUUACAAUUUAAAAAUAAAGCAUAAAGAAAUCAGUUUUCAGUAUUGAUGGGAAGAAUGUGAUUUUGUACAAAAUGUGUUAUCAAAUAAAUGACCUUUAUGCAAAGUACAGUAUUUGCUGUUCUAUUGCCAUCAUUGAAGAAUGAGUGGAGAAAAAUUGGCCGGUUUGUUUAUACAAAGUUAUUACAAAAUAGUUACAAGACUUGAAGCAUCCUUCUGAAAAACGUAAUAAUCUGGCAACUUAAAUUUCUCCUGCACCAAAAAAAAUGAUACUUAAUGCAACACAUCGAGCUUUUCUGACUCUUCACAUCUCAAGCUCUUUAAAAAUGAUAGAGCAUCAACAAUAAAAAGAAGUGUGAAUAGUGUAGUUUUUAAGUAAUGAGAAAGAACACGGUAACGGUAAACCAUUCAUUCCUGGAAUCAUUCUCAUGAACAUCUUCUAGUCUUCUCAAAAUGAUUGCUAACAUUGCUUUUGCCUUCUUCACCAUCAACUCAACCUGCAAGUUAACCUUAAGUGAAUCCUACACAAGGGCUCCCAAAACCCCUUGUAUCUCUGAUUUCUGAAUAUCCUCCCCAUUUAGAAAAUAGUCUAUGGCUUUAUUCCUUCCACCAAGUGUAUAACCAUAAAAUUCCCAACAUUAUAUUCCAUAUGAGCUUGAAAUAUUGUGCAUUAUAUCUUUAAAUCUGUUCAAUAGGCAUUUUAACUUUGAAAUACUGCCUAGAAUACUGUUGAUAGUGGCUUCAGAAAAUGCAUGAAAGCUGAGCCAAAUCAGAUUUGCUUACGGAAUGCAAUCAUAUCAGUUUAAUACAUGCUAAUAAGUUAGUGAUCCUGGUUGCCAACAUUUAAAGCAGAGAAUGUGAAUCAAUUAUCCUUGGAACUACAACCAUGAAUUAGGAAAAGCACCAAAAUUAUACACAACCCCCAAUGAUCCUUCUGCAAUUCUAAUAUGUAUAGACAACUAAUUGGAAUUUGCUUCACAUGCUUGUUGAACAUUCUGAUUUUUUUUUAACUCCUGGAUUAUUCUACUUAGUAAUCUGCUCUGGAAGCAGUAAUAAUUUUUAAUUGUGUGUGAUGAUGAGACAGAAAAUGGAAAAAUAUUUGAAUACUUCAAUUAUUUUUAUUAAUUUAUGUAAUUUAUGCCACUGUCUAUUUUACAUUAAAGCCUAUUAAUAUCUUAAUUAGUGCCAUGUAAGAUUUGUAGAACUUCUAUUUUUAUGUAUAUUUGUAUGACAGGCCUUACUUCAGCUGAAGACAAACAGUUUAUUCAACUACAGAUCCUAAAGUGUAAAUACAUCUGAAAUAUUAGAAAACUAAUCAAUCAGAUUGUUUUGCUGGAACAGCAAACAAAAUGAUAGACUUCAGGAUCAUUGCUAUUUCCAAAAGAAAUAAAAGCUGUCAAAACAGUAUCAUUAGUAAUGUGUGGAUGGUAGGAUUUGUGUGAAAAAUUGUUAUUUUAGGCAUGUUAAGAAUGUAAUUUGAUCCACUGACACCUAAAUCAAUAAUUCUCUACCACAGUCAGUUGAAAACUACACCACAAAGACAUGUUAUUGCAUAGUUCUAAAUUUGUGAAUUUGUCAACAUCCAGGACUUGUAAAGUUUAGCAGCAAGUAUUUUGGUCGCCAAGAUGCUGCACAUUAUGUUAUUAAACACGUGCCAUAAUUUUCUUGUCACUUCUAAAGUCUCCUACUGUUUGAUUGCCUUCUGAUCUCCACAGGCAAGUUUUAACACUGAAUUAGAAAUUUGCAGUUGAUCUUAACUGAGUUUAUGCAAGUACUACUGGAUUGUUGACUUCCUGAUCAAUCCCCAGGAAUUCACUAACAUUUACUUCUGCUACAAAUAUGUCACCACUAAACGUAAAAAGAAUCUAAUUUACUUGACUAUCUGGCCCUCAUGGAUGAGGGUACACGCAAGAUUCAUGCAGCUCUAAUCCACAACAUGGAGAUAAGCAGAACUUAAAAAUGUAGGCAAGUUCAGAAUGAUUAAAUUUGUGUUGGUGCACAUGCAACACUGUCAUGCCAUGACCAGAGGACGACAUAUAUAGUGCUAUAUAGUGUGAACGAAAAGGUCUGAUGCUUUUUUAAAUCUUCAUUGCUGCACAUUAAUGAAUUUAAUUUUAAGUAAUAUGUAAAGUGCAAACCAAGUAAUGGUUCCUUCAUGUUCACUAUGUUUCCUUCACCGCAUAGAAUGUGUACUUAAAGUACCAUACUGUAAGUCAACAUAGACUAUUUUUCAUAUUUCUAUGAACUUUCAAUAAUAUUAUUUAAACAAACUGUAAUUGAAUGUUUUAAAUAUUGACCAUAAAUGAUAGACUAACUUCCAGAUAAAUAUUUCCAGAAAAAUAGAGCAAAUAAUGCACAUCUGAAAAGCAGGAGUAUUAAUAUGUUUUUGAAUGUUUUUGAUUUUACCAAUUAAACCAACAUUUAACAAUCCCCAAAGGCUUAUUUGG